AUGACAAUCAUGGCAAGGCUGAUAGUCCUCGCUAUUUUCAUUUUAACUGCAUUUUCCAUUGCCUUGGCAGCCCCUACAGCUAAAAAGCGUGAUAUUGUCUAUGAGGUCUUCCCCAACUACCUGGUUCCCGCAGUGCAGGCAGUCUCAGGCACUGCGUACAGCACACAAAACACAGGCCAUAUAAGCUACAGUGGCAAUGAUCUUGACAUGAACGAGACAACGAUGUUUGUUGGCUUCGAUAUCCCGGCGAAUGAGGCAACAAAUUGUGUGGUCAAGUUCAUGUUGCCACCGCCAUCGAUUCCUUGGGGAUAUGAGUGGAAAUCUCAGGGAAGUGGGAGGUUCGAUGUGUAUCUAGUUACAAGCCUCAUUGUUCCUGGAGAGCUCAGCUGGGAAAAUAGGCCACAAAGAUAUCAGCUACCAGUGUUCUCGGUGACUCAACCUAUAGAUGGUGGAGAGGCUAUUGUGGACGGACCUAGUGUCCGGUGCUUUAAUGGUCAGAGGAUGGACUUUGAGCUUGUUGCGACCCGUGAAAGCGGUUCCAUGGGGCUCGACUGGUUCGAGCUCGAUAAUCCAAGGACUGGAAUAACGAUGGAGAUGUCACUGUAG
Messenger RNA from Morchella sextelata, 606 nucleotides. RefSeq lists its product as uncharacterized. Bases 1 to 606 code for a protein of 201 amino acids. NCBI's taxonomy places the organism in Eukaryota, Fungi, Ascomycota, Pezizomycetes, Pezizales, Morchellaceae. The transcript has 4 exons. The record is from RefSeq and is a predicted model, not a curated record.